AUGUACGUGUUUCGCGUUGCUGCUGUGUUGUUUCCUAUUUUGGCAUCCAUCGGCCAUUUUUGCGCAGCAGCCGCGCUGUCGGCUGACAUUUCGCGUUUUCCACAUACGACGUACGGCAUUUUCAGCGCUCGGUCAUCGUCACCGAAGCCGAAGCAGCAGACGAGCAACGACGUGCGACGACGUAACGAUGGCGCAUUGGUCGGAUGUGGACGCACACCUGCUCUCGCCACUCUCCCGCGGUUAUGUCCAGCUGUUCAGUGA
Molecule: messenger RNA, 261 nt
Organism: Strongylus vulgaris
Lineage: Eukaryota; Metazoa; Nematoda; Chromadorea; Rhabditida; Strongylidae
Source: the annotation of a GenBank genome assembly